Molecule: messenger RNA, 1032 nt
Organism: Peronospora farinosa
Lineage: Eukaryota; Oomycota; Peronosporomycetes; Peronosporales; Peronosporaceae
Source: the annotation of a GenBank genome assembly
AUGACGACGAUGGCGUUAGUGGCGCAGCAGCAGCAAGAUCGUGCCAAUAUGGCUUCAUAUCUGUUUGAAAAGCACUUGAAUCAUCAAGAUGGUGUAGCUGGUACACUGAACAUUCGUUUAAUAAGUGCUCGUAAGCUACGUGCUGCCGUCUCUUCGAUGUUUUGGGUACAUACAUGCAAUCCCUACGUGAUCUUUCGUGUCGGUAAACAAAGCGUACGAAGUUCCACAAUUCCAACCAAUAACAAUCCAACAUGGCGUCGUGAGUUCCUCGAGGUGAAAUUGCCCAAGCUGGAUUUGAAGCGGCACCCAUUGGGUGAACACUCGGACGUGCGAUUGGAGCUCAUUCUGGACGUCAUGAAUGAAGACUCACUUACGGGAAAAGCUACGGAGGCAGUGGGUAUGAUCAAUGGCUCAGUCAUUGGGACAGCGGUCGUGGACUUUACGUCUUUGGUUGAAGGCAAGGAAGAUGUCAUGGACCAGUGGAUCCCUCUCAGUGGAACACUGCCUCUUGCUGGGUCUGGAGCCUCAAGUGGUAAGAAGAAGCAGCAUCCGGAAGCGGAGUUGAACUUAGGUGAAGUGCGUAUCGUGCUGCAGUACGAACCGCACGGCAUGGAACCACGUCUGAGUGAUGUGAUCAAGUUUGAAGGCUUUGGUUCGUACCCGUCGUCGGUCCUCGGUCCCAUCGAAGAUCUGGAGCUUCAUGUAAAGAAAACAAGUGGCAGCUAUUUAUUGUGUAGCUACACGACUCCAUCGGGCUAUGAAGCUGCACUACGCGUGCACCGCAACAACGUGUUUGUGGUGCAUCGUGGCAGUGUCUUCGACCGUUUCUACGAGUCGUGUGUGGUCGAGCCACUGGAGUUUAUGAUCAGUACACCAAUUGGCCAGUCUGCCAAGGAAGUUCUGCGGCCGUAUAUGAAUGUGGCUCGAGCGUUUAGCGGCCCGGCAUUGGUUGCAACGAAGGCAACUCUUAUGACGACAUACCGUGCGUCUAGUGCUGCUAUUGGAGCUGUGCUGGAGUCUUUGGACAAGUAA